This is a messenger RNA of Brassicogethes aeneus, 1616 nucleotides long. The record is from the annotation of a GenBank genome assembly. Lineage: Eukaryota; Metazoa; Arthropoda; Insecta; Coleoptera; Nitidulidae.
CAACGUUGCCAUGUUAACUUUAAAUUAAUUUAUACAUUAUCUAUGAAUUUAUGUAUAUUUUAUUAUGCGUUUUGUCCAAAGGCAUUGUUAUGAAUUUAUUUUUUAUAAUAACAAAGGAUAUUUCAUAUGAAUUUAUGUUUAUUAAACUUUAUCUACACACUACAGUAGUUUAAACGUCACCAAAUAAAAACAAUCGGCCGGUAAAAUAGUGACCAUGUUAACUGUCAAAUAGUGAAGUGUGAUUCGUGAAAACCAUUUUUUAGUAAUUUAGCCGGUUAAAUUGUCGUGCUCUGACAGAAAAAUGAAUUUAUUAUACUUGUUUGGUGUGUUCGUACUGUUAGCCAGUGCAAAAUCGCACGAAGAAGAUGUGCACACGAUACAAUACACAACGGAAAAUUUUUCAGAUGAGGUUUCCAAGAAGAAUCACUUUGUCAUGUUUUAUGCACCCUGGUGCGGCCACUGCAAGCGGCUGCAGCCCACGUGGGAGCAGCUGGCCGAGAUGCUGAACGAAGAUGACGGCAACAUCGCGAUCGCCAAGGUCGACUGCACCGUCGACAACAAGGUGUGCUCCGAGCAGGACGUCACCGGAUAUCCGACGCUCAAAUUUUUCAAGCUCGGCGACGGCAACGGCGUCAAGUUUAGGGGCACCAGGGACCUGCCCUCUCUCACCACCUUCAUCAACGAGCAACUGAGAGAGGGAGAUGACGGAGAAUCUGAACUAAGUUCCGCUCCACAAGCAAUGCAUGGACUUUUAGAGUUAUCUGCCGAUAAUUUUGACGAGCAUGUCGGUAAAGGAAAACAUUUCGUCAAGUUUUACGCCCCCUGGUGUGGACAUUGUCAAAACCUCGCUCCUGUAUGGGAAUCACUUGCCAAAUCGAUGGAAUUUGAAGAAGAUGUUACCAUUGCCAAAGUUGACUGUACUCAAAAUAGAGAAAUAUGUAACAGAUACGAAGUGAAAGGUUAUCCCACUUUGUUGUGGAUUGAAGAUGGCAAAAAGUUGGACAAGUACCAAGGGCAGAGGAGCCACGAGAACCUGAAGGCGUACGUGAACGAGAAGAUGGGCGGAAGCGGAAGCGCGGAAAAAACCGAGGAGGAAACCGAGGAAGUCGAUCGGCAGCAGGAGGUCGAGGAGGCGGUGGAAAAUUUGACGGGCGAAACGUUCGAGGACGGCAUCAAGUCGGUCACGGCGUUCGUCAAAUUUUACGCGCCGUGGUGCGGGCACUGCAAACGAUUGGCGCCCACGUGGGCGGAGCUGGGCGCCAAGUUCGCCGGCCAAGACGACGUCAGGAUCGUCAAGAUCGACUGCACCUUGGAGGUGAACAAAGAUUUGUGCAAUAAUCAAGAGGUUGAAGGUUUUCCGACAAUUUUCCUCUACCAAAACGGUAAAAAAAUUAGCGAAUACAGUGGAACGAGAACGUUAGAAGACUUGCACGAUUUCGUGAAAAAACAUGUGGGAGGUCACGAUGAACUGUAAUUCACUUCACAUCACAAACUUUUUUAUUUUUUUAUUCAUCAUAUAAAAUAGAUACCAAUUAUUGUGUGCUGUGCGUUUGUUAUCUAGUUUAGUCAAAUUCCAUACCUGUGUUAAUUGAAAUAAUAAAUUAAAACUUUACUAA